Molecule: messenger RNA, 1725 nt
Organism: Rotaria sordida
Lineage: Eukaryota; Metazoa; Rotifera; Eurotatoria; Philodinida; Philodinidae
Source: the annotation of a GenBank genome assembly
AUGUUAUCUCAUGAAAUCGUCAUUCUAUGGUUGGAUACUCAUAUUGGUGUUCCUGGCAGUUAUGUUCAUCUCAAAGAAGCUUUUUCUACUACUAUUGAUCCAACAUAUCCGUAUCCGAUAAGUCUAUAUGAUCGAGAUUCUAUUACACUUAACUUGAAUAAAACAGAUUCAAAACGCCAAAAUCAAUUUCAAGGUCCUUGUGAAUUGCAAUUCUUUACUGAUGAAGAACAAUGUUUGAAAUCUAUAAAUAAAUGUUUCGAUACAAAUAAACAAAUAUUUUUAAUUCUGCCUGAUUAUGUUCGAAAAGAUUUUUUUUUACGUAUUUAUAAUCAACAUCCGAAAGAAUUUCAAAAGACUGAAAAUGAAAUAUCAAUAAAAUUUUAUAUAUUUAUCUUUAUGCUUGAAAUCGAAGAAUGGUUUUUUGAUUAUGAAGACUAUCUUCGAAUUUAUUAUCAUGAAGCCGAACUUUUGUAUGCAUUAACACGAGAUAUAGCAAUGUAUUAUAUGAUGAUUGGUAAAAAAUUAUGUAAUGAAAAUACACUUAACAAUAUUCAGCAAGCACUAAUUUAUUUUCAAUGGGCUUACACACUUAUUCUUCGUGGAAAUUCUAUUUCACCUUAUAAAGAAAUUGAACUUCAAAAUUCUUUAAAAGCAAUGAUUUAUGGAAGUAAAAAAACAAUUCAUUCUAUGGAAAAGGAAAAUUAUUUGCAAUAUGAUUCAAUAAAUAAUUUAAACGAAAAUAUUUUUAUUUAUUCCUUAACAGAACUUAACGAUCAAGCAUUAAAAUUAGCGACAAUCGUCAAUCAAAUAAUAAAUAAAAAUCCAUUGUUAUUCAAUAAUUUAGAAGAUUUUUUUUUAAGUGUACAAUUAGAAAGAUACAAGAAUCAACAUAAUUGUCCGAUAAUAAUAGUUUCAAAUAUCGAUCAUCAAACAAAUAUUUUUGAGGAAUUAUCAUCAAUACGAUCAAUCGAACAUAUUUAUGUAUUAGAUUUAAGUGUACAUAAACUAAUUGAACAGAACACUUAUCGAACACUAUUGAAAAAAUUUUCGAAAAUUCAAAAUAUUUAUGCAAAUAUGAAUUCACUUGUACGCGGAUGGAUACUGGAACAUUCAACAAGAUGUGAAAAAAUUGCAGACUAUUUCAAAGAAAAUGGUGAUAUGAAUCAGGCACGAUUAACUAAUUCGGCAUCCAAUAUGAAUUAUAUAUCAUUAUUGAUUUUACUUGGUCCGCCCAAUAUAUUGGAAGAUUUUCAUCAAAGAGAUUUUCUUCAUCGAAAAUUUUUUAUUCACUAUUUUUCACGUGAUAAGUGUACGGCUGAACUUCAAAAGUAUCAAAAUGUUUUAGAAAUGGAUAUAUUUUUACCACAUUCCUCAAUUGAUCUUAUUUCUACUUAUCGAAAUUUCUUAUGUCCACGAAUAUCUUUCUAUGUUUAUUGUCAAACAGAACAAAUUUUAACAGAGUAUCAACAAAUGCCAAUAUGGAGUAGAUAUGAUUUAGUUUUCAAUAUGAAUAUGCUUCGCGAGGAACUAGAACGAAGAGCACAGAAACAUCUUCUAAUUUACAUUGAAGAUUUGGAAAAACGCAAGCAAGCAGGAGAUGCAGAUGCUGCUGAUCUAUUGGUUCCAAUUGGAGAGAUAUUUGAAGAAAAUGCAAGAAGAAUCAAUGAAGAAAUUCGGCAAAAAUCCUGUCUGAGUGAAAUAGCCACUGAAUAUGAAGAAGGAUAA